AUGGCAACCGUACACGACAGUUCAGCGAAGCGCAGAAUACACAAAGAGCUGCUCACUCUCCAGCGAGAGGCCAACCAUCCUGACAUAAACGACAAGACACUGCGCUGCUUCGAGAUAACAACCAAUCCCGACGAUAACAUUUUUGAGUGGCAUGUAAAGCUGCGUGCGCCUGAGGAGAGUAUGUAUGCGGGUGGUAUAUUCAACCUCAAGAUAACCUUUCCUACUGAUUAUCCGUUCAAGCCGCCCUCGGUUGUCUUUCUCACGCGCAUCUACCAUCCCAACAUCAAUGCAAAUGGCAAUAUUUGCCUUGAUAUUUUGCGGGAGAGCUGGACACCUGCCCUUACCGUGCAGAAGGUCAUUAUAUCGCUGAUUAGCUGGCUGGAUGAGCCUAAUCCUAAGGACCCUUUAGUGCCGGAGAUAGGGCGGCUAUAUAUUACGGAUAUUGAGGCGUAUAAGAAGAAGGUUAAGGAGUACGUACGGUUGUAUGCCAAGGAUAACUGAACAGAGUUUUUUGUUUUAAAUAAAGAUAAAGAUUGAUAUACUGCA
Molecule: messenger RNA, 546 nt
Organism: Vavraia culicis subsp. floridensis
Lineage: Eukaryota; Fungi; Microsporidia; Pleistophoridae
Exons: 1
Coding region: 1-501 (166 amino acids)
Biological process (GO): protein polyubiquitination
Cellular component (GO): nucleus
Molecular function (GO): ubiquitin conjugating enzyme activity
Source: RefSeq, a predicted model, not a curated record